Messenger RNA from Lineus longissimus, 2493 nucleotides. RefSeq lists its product as uncharacterized. Gene Ontology annotation, cellular component: extracellular region. The record is from RefSeq and is a predicted model, not a curated record. The transcript has 17 exons. Bases 44 to 2068 code for a protein of 674 amino acids. NCBI's taxonomy places the organism in Eukaryota, Metazoa, Nemertea, Pilidiophora, Heteronemertea, Lineidae.
CAUUGGGAUAGUCCGUAAGUUGGUCUCUCAACCCUGACCAAAGAUGAGGGCACAACUACCCCUCCUUAUUCUCGUGGUUGGAAUUAUGACACCUUCAGAUUGCAAACCAUCGACCUGUAAGAAACGAUUUGAAUUAUGGACCAAAGAUCAUUCUCUCUGCCUCCCACAAUCCAGUAAACUCAUUAAAGGCGGUAUCCCAACGGGGCGGGACCGGAAGAUCGUAGUUGAUAUGCACAACAAAGCCAGAAGUGUUGUCCAUCCGUCGGCCUCAGACAUGCAGAAGAUGUAUUGGGACGAUGAACUUGCACUGAUGGUAAGAGGGUACCUGUCCUCGUGUCCAGGGAUAGUUCAUGACAAGGGAAAUCAGAGGUAUAGCCCAGGGAAAUACAGUGUUGGCCAGAACCUGGCUGCUGGUACCUUCAGAUACGGCUGGUGGAGCGUCGUGAAGAUUUGGUAUGAUGAGGUAAAAGAUCACGUGUACGGCGACAAAGCCAAGAUGAUUGCCGACUUCAAGAAGAUCGGUCACUACACCCAAGUGGUCUGGGCCAAGACGUCUAGAAUUGGGUGUGCCUGGGUGCAGUGCAAGGGACAGAGGAAGGUGUACGGGUGUAACUAUGCCGUGGCAGGCAACAUGAAUCGGGGGUACGACAAGCCCUACCAAAAGGGCACGCCUUGCUCGAAAUGUCCCGGGAAGUGCACAAACAAACUCUGUGACUGCGGUGGGAAGGUCUGCUUCAACCAAGGAACACUGGACCUAAAAACCUGCACUUGUACAUGUAAAGGUUUCUACAACGAUGAAGCCUAUGUGGCAAAGGAGAGUUGUGCCAUUGAUUGUGACCGAUCAAAGGAUUAUAAGAAGAUAGUGACCAACUCUCGACUCUGCCAACGGGUUGUGAAAGACAUGGAUAAGUGCAAAAAAUACAAAUUUUACGCUCUGGCGUGCCCCUGGUUGUGUGGGCUCUGUCCUUAUGCUGGCUUUGCAACUGGAAAGUCACCAAAAAAACCCGCAUCGAGAUCGAAAUCGCAAAAGAAGUCGUCAGGAAGACGUCAACCAAAUAGUGGACCUGCAACUGGAAAUUCCGGAACCGGAACCGCAGGUGGAUCUAGGACUUCCGGCAGACAAAACAAACAGCAGAAUUCGCCGGUCUCUUCCAAAGGAGGGCAACCCAAGGUAUGGAGUUGUCCCAAGAUGUUUACCAUGUGGUCCAAGAAGCAUUCCAUGUGUCUUCCAAGGUCGAACAGACUCACCAGUUUUGGUAUUCCGACAGGGAGAGAUAGGAAACAGAUUGUAGACGUGCACAACAAGGCCAGAAGCAUUGUCCAGCCGCAAGCAGCUAACAUGCAGAAAAUGUAUUGGGAUGAUGAACUUGCUAAAAUUGCAUUGGGUUGGCUCGCAUCCUGUCCUGGCCUACGACACGAUAAACACUCGCAAAGAUAUAUCCCAGGAAAGUAUUCCGUCGGUCAAAAUCUCGCUGCUGGGGGCUUCCGUUAUGGCUGGUGGAGCGUCAUCAAGGCCUGGUAUGACGAAGUAAAGGACUUCCGCUUCGGGAACAAGACUUUCAUGGCGAGCCACAACAAGGCCACGGGACAUUACACCCAAGUUGUUUGGCAUAACUCGGCCCGUAUUGGGUGUGCAUGGGUUCAGUGCAAGGGGAAACGAAAGGUUUACGGGUGCAACUAUGGCCCAACUGGUAACUGGCGAGGGAAACUAGAUAAACCAUAUAGAAACGGAACAGCCUGCGAAGAUUGUCCGGGAAAAUGCAAGAAUAACCUCUGCGACUGUGGUGGCAAGACUUGCUUCAACCGAGGCCAGUUGGACGUCAAGACGUGUACUUGCAACUGUUACGGAUUUUACAACUCCGACGCCUACCAGUCAAAGAAUAAUUGCGCUGUCGAUUGUAAUAAAUCAAAAGAUUAUAAGAGGAAUGCAAGUGGAAGUCAAAUGUGCACCCAAUACGCCGGUACCACGGCUCUGAGGAAGAAGCAUUGCCGGAAAGGGACGUUUGUCGCCCUGGCAUGCCCUUGGCUGUGCGGGCUCUGUCCCAUGAUCGACCAUCGCAAUCACUAGAAUGACGGCAGCUUGAGUCCGGAGAAUCCAGUUUUUGCACUAGCAACACAUAAUUCAUGUUACUGUAAGCCAUAUAUUGGUGAGCUAUCCCUGUUUCUGAAUGUUCCAAGGUUCAGAUGGGGCUAAAGCAUUGGACUGGUGACCGGCGUCAAGUCGACAAGAUUGAGGCCAAACUGCUAGAAGCGCAUUCUUCCAAUCUGUUUAUCUUUCCUAUAUCCAACUCCCUACUGAUAUUUUAAAUUCAAGACUGUGUGUACUGGCAUCGACCGAAUGAAGGUACAGUGAAUCAUUUGAAGAUUACUGAAUUUGGAUGAUGAAUCGUUUAAGAUUUUGAACACAAAUGGUACUGUUAACAAUAGUAAUAGUAUUUGGUUGUAUUUGAUCUACAUGUAUUUUGAGUCCAAAAUUAAAAUAGUGAAAACAGA